Molecule: messenger RNA, 3599 nt
Organism: Trametes versicolor FP-101664 SS1
Lineage: Eukaryota; Fungi; Basidiomycota; Agaricomycetes; Polyporales; Polyporaceae
Exons: 5
Coding region: 1-3432 (1143 amino acids)
Molecular function (GO): guanyl-nucleotide exchange factor activity
Source: RefSeq, a predicted model, not a curated record
AUGGCGUGGGGGGAGACCAGGGACGGCCAGGGCGAAGGCCGCCCUGGCCGGAGAUGGCACCUCUUCGCCCUCCCCGUCCGACUCAGGUCGAUUAUUUCCCCCCUCCUCCUCCUCCAUGGCCCUCCCGCCCCAAGCGUAGGCGUCGCCCUCACAGGCCUCUCCGCGCCCACCUCCACGCCCCUCGCGCGCGACUCAUCGUCGUCGCCCGUGUCUUCCUCCUUGUCUGCGCAGGGAAGCGCGCCCUAUCUCUCGAAGGCCCCUCGGUGCCUGCAGAUCCCCCACAGCGCCCUUCAGGAAACAGGCUCCAUGGAGUACCAGCGCAAGCGCACUGACGUCCAUGCAUCCAUCCCAGCAGAGAUCUUUAACCCGUACGCCAUGCCUCGGGCGGCGUACGCGCCCUGGGGCGGACUCGUAGAUGGCCGUUAUCCAUCGUUUGCGUCGUCCACGAGCUCCUUGCGCCCGACGCGCGACGAGAAGCGGCUGCCGGAGACGCCCGCCCGACGAUCCGACGCAGUCCGCGCAGACCCUCGCUCUUCGCAGCAACCCGCUCCACGUCCUUCUCGUCAUGCCGCCCCUCUCGUGCUCGUCGCCGUUGGGAACGCGAUCCACGCCGAAAGCGACAGACGCACGAAGGUUCGCUUAUCACCGGCGGCGGCGGACGUGGACGAGGAUAUACCGCCUCCUGUCCCUCCCAAGUCUCCAUUGAGGUUCAACCGUGCAGAGUCUGUCUCGUCACAGAUGCCUACCGAUAUCUCACCGGCGGCACGCACCUUCUCCCACUCUCAGUCCGACGUCGGCCACUCGUAUCGCACUACCGUCAAUGGCACCGCGACUUCGCCGGAGGGCGCGCCGGGCGCCCGGGCGAUAUUAACUUCCCCCCAUGUGUCCACACCUGCCGGCCAUGACAGCUUGUCCUCACCGAAGGCCCCACACGCUCGCACUUCCAUGGAGCCUGCUACGCGUAAAGCCUCUUCAAUCCGCGUUCGCAGGAACAAGCUGCACAAAACCCGUCAGCACUCCUUGCCGCCGUCGUCUUUCCGCCAGUCGCUCUUUGGCUCUCUGUUCGCGCGUGCCUUUGGAUCCCACGACGCUGCCUGUCUCUCCAGUAGGUCGAGCAGCUCGCCCAGCAUGAGCGACAGGCCUUACAGGGCCACUCGCAGCGUGAGCGACAGCGGACAUUCGGUCACGAACCGGCCCCUACCCAGCUCGAGGAGCAGCGACACGACGGACAGUAGCUGUACGACGGAUAGCUCGGGAAGCACCGCGUUCUCGUACGCCUCAACAGCCUUGACCACUCCUGAUGCCUCCCCGCCCUCUCUGUCCCCGCGCAACAGCACGAAGGGCGUCCGCGCGAACAAGCUUCACAAGCGGCGGCCGCCACGGGCGCCGUCGGGCGUGUACCAGUAUCCACUCGGGGGGCAUGCGGCAGCUCUAGGCAGGUCGCAAUCGACUCCAGACGAUCUAGGCCAGCGCCCGCCGACUAGGAGGAAUUGGUCAAGUGUCGAAGAAGCGCGAUACACUGCUGAAGAGGCCGACUCGUUGGAGUACGGUCCGGACCCGGCCUCAUGGUAUACUUCCUUGACGGACCUCUCGUCGCCUUCACGCGAUUCGCGGCGGGCGUCGACGUUGGACCCGAUCUUCGAAGUCCGGAGCAAACGCUCUUCGCAUGCGCUCGCGCAGCUGGCCUGCACUGGCUUGUGCUCGACCUCCGUUGCCGCCCUGUCUUCUCAGCUUGCUCUGCAGGAUGACCUGUCCGAUCGCCUUUCCAGCCUCAACGUACGUGAGUGGGACGAUCCCAUCAACGCAGACCCAUUCAAUCCGUACGUGGAAUGCGCAUCGCCGACGGAGUAUGUGAUUGGUGGCCCUCCUUCACCAUCCGCGGAGUCUUCGACUUCUAGCCCCAGCCCUCUCCAGCGCGUUGCGCGAGGCAAGGCCGAAGGCACUGGGUUCUCUGUGGUCAGCGGAUCCCUCGACAGAAGCGAAGACGCGAUGCGGCGCUGGACACUUGCGAUGGCCGAUGUCCCAGACGAAGUCCUCGUGCACCAUCUCGAACGUCUGCGGAAGGAGAGCCAGGCGCUGGCGCGUGGUCGCCUGCCCGGCCGUCGCAGUGCUGCGCCCAGCCAGGUUGGCCACGGAGACGAGAACUCCACUCUGGACACCAGCGACCGCCGGUCGUCGUUUUUCUUCGGAGGGCCGCGCGAGAUGGGCAUCUCAACGCGUUCUCCGUCGCGCGCACGCUUCAGUGUCGGCAACUUCGACCGCGAGCUUGACGGUGACAUCUCGGACGACGACGCGCUUUCGGACGGAGACAACGAGGAGGACUGGAACACGGCGCGCCAGAUGCUCUUUCGCUGCCGCGAGCUCGUGCAGACAGAGCGGAACUACCAGGCUCGCCUCCGCGAGCUGGCUUCCACGGACCUCUCCUCGCAUUACGCGUGGCUGGUCGUCCGCCACCUCCCUGCUCUCAUCAAAGUGUCUGAGACGCUGCUCGCGCACCUCUUCGACGACCCAAGUGCGUGGGGUGUCAGCACCGCCUUCAUUGGCUGUGAGGAGGAGCUGGAGACCGCCCUGGUCGCGUGGUCGGCCGUCGUCGGCGAGUUCUUCGCAGAGGACGCCAACCUCAGGCCGACACGCAAGUUGACGAAGAAGUUCGCGGACGACAGCUCGAACCACGGGCACGACUCUCCCGCGCCGAGCCUGCGGCUCGCGAUGCGCACGCGCAGCCAGAAUGGCACAUCGACGCCCAUCAAGCGCGACUCUAUGGCUGGCCGCCGGUUCUCCACCACAAUGUCCGACGUCGGCCAUGGCGGCGGCGAGACAAGCUCGAGCAUUGGGCACGGCAGCGGGAUGUUUACCGCUGCGCUGGGCACUGGACUCGCGUUCGGCCUCUCCGUCCCGCAGAUGCCGCCGCCCUUCGAGCCCGACUAUUCCCCGGUUAGACCCGCGCACGCUCGCAGCGCGCACGGACACGGGCAGAAGGCUAAUGCUUCGGCCCUCGGGCUGAGCCGCGCGAUGACGGCAAUGACCGCGGUGGGCGCGUGGAAGCGCAAGAGCAUGCCGUCGUCGCUCAGCAACUUGCCGGGCCUGGUGAACCCGCCGGCGUCCCCGGUCUCCCCACACACGCCGACGCAUGGAUACGGCAGCCACGCGCACACGCACCACGGCCACUCGUCGAGCGCGAGUGCCCACGGACACGGGAAAAAGCACUCGGAGCAGGACGCGAAGAUGCAUGUGCGCGAGCUGGCGAUCCAGCCGACGCAGAGGGUCAUGCGCUAUGUGCUGCAGUACCGAGACCUGCUUGAUCACACCCCGACGACGAGCCCCUCGCGUGCUCUGGUCGAGCGCGCAUACGAGAUUGCGCUUCGCAUCGCGAAGAGGUGCGACCGGGCGCAGGCCCACGCCGCGUUCCUUCGCCAGCAGCACCAAAAGUAACUCGUUCACGCUUCCCUUCACGACGAUGUAACGAUCACGACCCCGCACGACUGCAUUGACUCUCCAUUCUGCAACGCCCCCACCCCACCACCACACACCCCCACCCCUGCAGCAUUCGCAUCAUCAUCCCCAUCUCGGUCCCCUUCCCCGCCCCCAUUCCAUUCCCC